AUGCAGUGUUGUGUCUAUUGUGGGGAGGCAGAUGAGACAAGGGACCACCUGUUCUUCGCUUGCCCAUACACUUUCACACUGUGGUUAAAUGUAGUUGGCAAUCUGUUUGGUCCAGACCCGGAUUCUGACUGGAAAAUCACGUUACAGAGAAUGCUUGGGGGCACUUAUGAGCGCCUUACCUACAUACUUUUGAGGCUCGUGUGGCAGACCACGAUCUACUUCAUAUGGAGGGAACGCAAUGAUCGACGACAUAAUGGGACUGUGAAGUCUGUGGCUCAGCUUGCUCGAUUGAUCAAGAAAUCAAUGAAGAACAGAAUCUCCUCCACGAGGUACUACUUGAAGCCAAGACUGCAGGGACUAAUGCAGAGAUGGUUUCAGGCUCAUUCUUAA
Molecule: messenger RNA, 390 nt
Organism: Brassica napus (rape)
Lineage: Eukaryota; Viridiplantae; Streptophyta; Magnoliopsida; Brassicales; Brassicaceae
Exons: 1
Coding region: 1-390 (129 amino acids)
Source: RefSeq, a predicted model, not a curated record